AUGGCCACUUCACAUCCAGAUUUUAUUCCAAUUAAAAUGGAAACCUUUAUUGAAGGUGAAAGUGAACCAAGAAUAGUUCAAGUUGCAGGUAAUGAUAAAAUUGAAUUUAAAAUUCCAGGAGGAGUUAAAUAUUAUACAAAAUUUUAUUUUCAAGUUAAAAAUAGAAAAUUAGAAAAUUUAUUAUAUAAACAAAUUGUUAAAAAAGGUGGUGUUACUAUAAGAUCAAGAGAAAUUCCUUUAGGAAGUUAUGAACCAAGUGAUGAAAUUCAUACUAUUGAUUUUCCAGAAGAUGAAACUCCAGGUGGUUGGUUAAUGAGAGCAACUUAUUAUGCUACUUCUACUUAUUCUGCUGGUGAUGAAAUAUUAAUUGUAAAUGAUUGGACUUUAGAGAUUACUAAAUAA
This is a messenger RNA of Lodderomyces jiufengensis, 402 nucleotides long. RefSeq lists its product as uncharacterized. Gene Ontology annotation, cellular component: cytosol; cytoplasm; membrane. The coding region runs from base 1 to 402 and encodes 133 amino acids. Gene Ontology annotation, molecular function: Rho GDP-dissociation inhibitor activity; protein binding. The transcript has a single exon. Lineage: Eukaryota; Fungi; Ascomycota; Pichiomycetes; Serinales; Debaryomycetaceae. Gene Ontology annotation, biological process: Rho protein signal transduction. The record is from RefSeq and is a predicted model, not a curated record.